This is a messenger RNA of Cuscuta epithymum, 863 nucleotides long. Lineage: Eukaryota; Viridiplantae; Streptophyta; Magnoliopsida; Solanales; Convolvulaceae. The record is from the annotation of a GenBank genome assembly.
CGUGGGUGUUCCAAACAUGGCUGACUGCGAGCCACUACCGGAUUUACCGACUACGCAGAAUACGGUGUUGAUAGGAAAGAAAAGCACCGAGUACAUCCUUCCCUUAUUUCCCGAAUAACCUUUUCCUUCAUAUCAUUUGCCUGGUUAUUGAAAACCCCGUUGCCAACCAUAAAAAGUUUCGGAAAAUUAGAGGUUGGUGAUUGCAUAUUUCAUUUUAUGAAUAUCUACGAUCUGUUAUCAUGAUUUUCAUCUUUUACCAAUUUCUUUUUCCGACGGUCGAUGAAUUUUCAGGGAUGAGCAGAGAGACACCGCCUGAGCCACUUAAUUUCUUUAUUUGGACAGUUGAGGAUGUUGGUUUGUGGUUGGAAGAAAUUAAUCUCGGUAACUAUAAACAAAGUUUCAAAGAAAAUGGUGUUAAUGGGGAGUUUCUGGAAGGGUUGUCAAUGUUCUCCACUGAACAGAUCCUACGGUUUAUAAGAAGAUGCCACAUGAAAUGGGGAGAUUUUAUAACAUUAUGUAAGGAGCUUAGGAGAAUUAAAGUGGCUUGCUUAAAGGGUGAACAGAAAGUACACGGUCCGUGGUGGGCUCCAUCAUGCCUUUCUGUAGUCUUUGUCAAGGCGGCCAAGCGCAACAGGCAGUCAAGAGUUGUUUCAUUGAAACUUGAAUCUUGACAUUUGGAGGAUUUUCACAACAGCAGCUUGUAUAUGUCGUUUAUCUUCUUUAGGUGUUGAUGGAUGGUUGGAUGCUAUGCCUUUUUUGGUUGCCUUUCUCUUCUUUUGAUGUAUACUUCCUUUGUUAAUGUUGUCGGUAUAUGUUUUUCUUGUGUUUCUAGUGGGGAGAACAUCCUCUCUUAUGAUUCUUAC